AUGAUACUUAACAACUUAAAUAGGUUAGCUAGAUGCUCUUUAGCUGCAAGAAGAAGCCAAAAUAUUUUCCAAAUUGCCAAUCUUAGCUCAACAUAGUAAUUGAGCUAUAAGGGCAAAUUUUUCCAAAGCACCAAAGCACCAGAAUCUGCAUAAUAAGAUGCCAAAUAAGAAGAUCGCUCAACUAUUUCAGUAAAACCCACUUAGUCUUAGCCUAGUGAGAGCUCACCUCGACCCGAGCAAUAGAAAUUUGUUUCAGAUGAGGAGUUAGAAUACUUUAAAAGUCUUAGAAUUUACAAGGAAAAAACCGCCCUUGAAUUGGUUAAUCUUUUUAUGAUCAACAAAUUGCUUCAUUAUUCAGUUUUUGUCAAUAAUGCAGAUCGCCUUUACAAAAUAUCUUGCAAGGUUUUGGGUCAUAGAAUUACUGAAAUUAUUAUUAAAAAUACAAUGGGCAGAGUUUUUACUGGAGGUUCAAAUAUCGAAGAAAUUAUGAGCUUUGCUAAAAAGCUUGAAAGCAGAAAUGUUCCAGUUAUUGUUGAUUACUGUUGUGAAGCACUUGAAGAAGAUCAAAAUGAAUUCUUCAUGGACAAAAGUGUUAAAGUAUUUGAAAAAACAGUUAAUGUUGGCGAUAAUAUUAACAGACACAAAGUUUCAAUGAAAAUUUCUGGUUUAAUUAAUAUGGAAGUUUUGAAAAAAAUAAACAUUUAUGGAGAAGAAAUCGAUAGUUUAUAUGAAUAGAUUGAUAAAACUAAAAAAGGUUUCAUUACUGGCUAAGAAUUGCACUAAGCUUUAGUUGCAAAGGGUUAUCACAUUGAAGAAAGCGAUACUUAGGAAUUUAUCAAAACAGUUUUAGAAAUUUAAGAUGGAAAGUCUCUUUAAGAUACUUAAAUUAGAUAAUUAAUUUGGAGAAUUAGAGUUCAUCCUUACUACAUUUAAUCUGAAAAGAAUUAGCUUAAGAUUUCUAAAUAUUUAACAAAACUCGAUCAACAUGAAAUUAGCAAGGCAGAAAACUUUUUGAGAAGAAUGGAACUUGUUUUUGAUGCAGCUUUUAGAAACAAGACUAGAGUUUUAGUUGAUGCUGAACAAUCUUUCAUUUAGAGAGCUAUUGAUAGUUUCUUGGAAUAAUAUUAGAUUAAAUACAACGUUGAAGCUCCUAUUGUUUACACCACAUUCUAAAACUACUUAAAGUCUAGCUCAAAAAGAAUUGCUUAUGAAAUUGCUAAAUGCAAAGAAUUAAACAUACCUUUUGGAGUUAAGAUGGUUAGAGGUGCAUACAUCAAUGAAGAAACUAGAAUUGCUAAAGAAAAAGGAAUUGAAAACCCAAUUUGUGAUGGUUUAGAUAAAACAACUGAAAUGAUUGAAUCUAAUUUAAAGUUCCUUGUAGAUAACCUUUUACCUGGAUCAGAACUUCUUAUUGGAAGUCAUAACAAAGAUACAAUUGUAAAAAUGAAAUAAUAUAUGAAGUCUAAGGGUAUUCCCAAUAAUUCAUAACAAGUCUAUUUCUCUUAACUUUUAGGAUUAGCAGACCAUUUAACUUACAGUCUUGUUGACGAAGGAUACUCCGUAUAUAAAUAUAUACCUUUUGGUGAAACCCACAUCAUGAUUCCCUACUUAAUAAGAAGAGCUUAGGAAUCAUUCCAAGUCUUAAGCAGUGUUGAAUUCUAAUACAACCUGCUUAAGGAUGAAGUAAAAAGAAGAACUCCUUUUUACUAUUGA
Tetrahymena thermophila SB210 is the source of this 1713-nucleotide messenger RNA. RefSeq names its product proline dehydrogenase. The transcript is spliced from 7 exons. NCBI's taxonomy places the organism in Eukaryota, Ciliophora, Oligohymenophorea, Hymenostomatida, Tetrahymenidae. Gene Ontology annotation, molecular function: calcium ion binding; proline dehydrogenase activity; FAD binding. Gene Ontology annotation, cellular component: mitochondrion. The record is from RefSeq and is a predicted model, not a curated record.